Rhagoletis pomonella (apple maggot) is the source of this 1240-nucleotide messenger RNA. RefSeq names its product zwei Ig domain protein zig-8 (gene dpr7). NCBI's taxonomy places the organism in Eukaryota, Metazoa, Arthropoda, Insecta, Diptera, Tephritidae. Gene Ontology annotation, biological process: synapse organization. The record is from RefSeq and is a predicted model, not a curated record. Gene Ontology annotation, cellular component: neuron projection membrane.
UUCGUGUCAACUCUAUUCGGUUAACUUUGAUUCGUCGUAUAGAUACUCGUUGUCCUCCUCAUGGUAUUUGCGACACCAUAGCCGAUUUGCUGCCGCAAAAUCAACAAGGACGAUUAAAUUUUUAAUUAAAAUAUCUUCAGUAAAUCGCGUCAUAAAACUUGCAUCCGUGUAAAAAUUAUUGUAACAAAAUUUCCAAUUAAGUGCAAUGAUUUAUGAAAAUAUUCUGUGCUUAGAAAAAAUCACGUUAGACAGGGUUUGAACGUCAAGCACUUUUACAUCGGUGUCGAUGUCGCAAAAGAUGCAACGCAGGGAAAGUCAACACAAUACCAUAUAUUGGUAAACAAUUGACGUUUCGAGAGCAACGGCCAUGAAACGGAUAUACUAAAUAUGGAUGUGGUGUGGCAAAUUUAGGAGAAAACGUCAAAACCGACAGCAUGAUAAGUCUAACAGCGAAUACCAUUCGAUUGCAAUCAUUCCUAUGCCUAGUUUUGCACAUAAAUAUUGUUUUCUAUCAUAUCAGCGCAACGCCUCAGAGCAGUUUGAAUGCUGCGCGUGCGAAAAUUCUCGGCUCGACAGAGAUUCACGUGAAGCGGGAUAGUACAAUAGCACUGGCCUGUUCGGUGAACAUUCAUGCUUCUUCCGUUUCGUGGUAUCACGGCUCAUCGGUUGUCGACUUUGAUUCCCAGCGCGGUGGAAUCAGUCUAGAAACGGAGAAAACGGAUGUGGGUACCACUAGUCGUUUAAUGCUAACACGCGCUUCAUUGCGUGACUCUGGAAAUUACACCUGCGCACCAAUUGGCGCGGUACCAGCGUCAGUACGAGUACAUGUCCUCACUGGUGAACAACCUGCGGCUAUGCAAACUGGUACAGCAGAUAGCGUCUUCAUAGAAAGUCCUGCAUAUUUAAUAAUUGCUGCUGUAUUUAUUGCUGCUUGGAACCAAUACUUAAUCAUAUCACAGACGACUUCCAGCUACGCCAACUGUAACUUGUAUCAACGAAGACCUAAAUUUCCACUUAUGUAAAAAACGAUGCAACUAUGCGAAGCUGGCUGGGUAUUCUUUAUAUACAGAACGCAAUACCACACUGAUCAAAGACAUUUGUAAGACAAACAAUAAUACUAUUUAUUAUUAUAAUAAAACUUAUCACGAUGAUAUAAAUUGCAAGAUAACACCGUGCGAUAAAAACAAAACAAUUUUAAAACACACGAAACAAACAAUAUACAUACAAAACUAUGGGCCAA